AUGGCCGUGCAAUUUGAGACCAUUCCGGAGGAGCUGUCAUGGACGGACUCAUGGAAGCUCUGGUUCUGGAGCUCCUGCCGGAGCUGCCUCCCUACAGGCUGCCUUGGCUGGGCCCACACGCAGCGGCUCUCCACGGGCUUCCUCCGACAGGUCUCGCAGAUCGGCCAUCUCGGCCAGGAGGCUCCCGACUCGGCCCCCAAUACGGGGAUCUGGGGCGAGGCCUCCCGGUUUGGUUGGCUGGGUGGACGGCACGAGUUCAUCAAUGACCUCGUGGCGGCACAGUGGCCCUACAUCUCAGAUUGGUUUGACGAGACCAUGCGCACCAACUGCGAGCCGGCGCUGCAAUCGGUGAUGCCGGCAGGCAUCACCAUCUGCUUCGGUGACAAGUGCUCCCUUGGCACGAAGCCUGCGCAGCUUCAGUCCAUUAUUGCCAGCAAGUACUGCGAGGACCCACUCGAGGAGUCCACAACCAUCCGCCUGGAUGCACAACUCAACUACGUCGGCGACUCUCACGUCGAUGUGACCUGCACAGUGGGCAGUUUAGUUCUUACGCAACUGCAAGUCACUGGCGAGAUCGUCAUUGAGCUGGUGAGGCUCCAGAAGAACCCUCCAUGGUUCAGCGGGGUACGGAUCUAUUUCUCCAACCGCCCGAAGAUCGAUUUGGUGGUUCAAACUGAAGUCCUCGGCCUCAAUGCCAACUUCGAGUUCAUCAAGCAGAAGCUCGUGACUGCGCUGGGCGAUGUCAUUGCGGGCCAGGCGGUUCUUCCAAAUCGCUUCUGCCUUCCGAUCGGCGACGCCAUCAGCGAAGUCGACCUGCGAAUGCCAACUCCGCAGGGGGUGCUGCGCUUGGUCGUGCUGGAGGCUCGUGAUCUUCCCGAUCCCGGCCGCUCUCACUGGCACAACGUGCUGCGGCCAUUGCUCGGGUCCCGCGGCGUCCCCGAGGGCCCCGAUGUCCAUCCAUUUGUGGAGGCAGCCAUCGGGGCGCAAGUUCAGAGGACGGACACGGUGAAUGGCAGUCUCUCUCCAAAGUGGGAGUAUGGCAACUGCUUCGACUUCGUCGUGGAUGACAUCAAGCGCCAGGGCGUCGAGUUCACCGUCCACGACAGUGACACGAGCACUUUCAAGUGGAAGGCCGACGUCUUGGGCCACGGCGGAUCGAAACUCUCGGCCUUGCUGGAAGGUCAACGUACCGAGAACCACCAACCGGCCACCUGGCUCCGGUUGGCCACCGGCCCGGGCAAGUACAUCCCGGCUGGACAGCUGAGAGUGAGGGCCGAGUGGCGGCCGCUCUCGCCGGGCGGAACUGCGAUAUAUGUCCACCCGGCGGCAGGGCCUCCCAGAGGCCUUUGGAGUAUCGGGCCCGGCAAUCAAAGCGAGUGGGUGCUUGUGGCGGAUGUGCUGAGUGCCACGGCGCUCCCGGGAGACAGCAACGGGCAGAAACAUCGAGUCACUCUGAGCUUACUCUGGGAAGGUGUCGAGACAGGCCAGCAGAGUACGACGGGCCUGGCGACAGCAGCGAGUCCCCUGGCCUUGGGUGAGCACAUGAUCAGCACCAUGAACCUGCGGCCCGAAAUCGGGGAGGUGCUGCGGAAGUUUCCGGAGAGGAUCUACGCACUGUGGCGUGCAAAGGUCCCCAUGGACCAGCGGGCAGAGAAGCUGGAACGAGGCUACCUUUUUCCGAAAGCGCAGAAGACGGAGCUCAUUUCCCAGGUGUGCAUCAGCAGUCCACGAGGCGGCUACCAGCCGAUGUUCGCGGAUGCAGUGUGGAACAGCACCUGCCACCUGCUGCUGGACUCCAUCUCAAAAAUGACGCUGAGAUUAGCUGUGAGCCAACACGGGGCCAGCCUACCAGUCGGCGUGGCUGUUUAUGCUCUGGAUCAACUCCUGGAGGCGCCUGGAUGGCGCUUUGAGGGGCUGCUGCCUUUGCGGAGGGUCGGCAAGGUUCCGAUCGAUCCGACCGAUGCCUCCGCAGCCCUCGAGGUUCGACUACGACUGCAUCAGCUGGAGAGCCCACCC
Messenger RNA from Symbiodinium necroappetens, 2016 nucleotides. The record is from the annotation of a GenBank genome assembly. NCBI's taxonomy places the organism in Eukaryota, Dinophyceae, Suessiales, Symbiodiniaceae.